AUGUCCACCUCCUGUGUGCUGAGGACUCGCUGCUUCCUCCGGCAGGUUAUCCCCGGCCUGCCCGCCGCCAUGCAGAGAAACUACACCGUGGAUGUCUCUGCUCCGCUGCUACGGACGCAGGGCUACGUAGAUGGUCGCUGGGUCUCCGCAGCCUCGGUGUUCCCGGUUCUGGACCCAGCCACCGGGAAGGAGAUAGCCCGGGUAUCAGACUGUGGGCCUGCUGAGGCCAAGCAGGCUGUGGACGCUGCAUACAAAGCGUUCAGUUCGUGGAAGCAGUACACUGCUAAGGAGAGGAGCCUCCUGUUGAGGAAAUGGUUCGACCUGCUGACGCUGCACAAAGAGGACUUGGCCAAGCUGAUCACCUUCGAGAGCGGUAAGCCCAUUCGGGAGUCUCUCGGGGAGGUUGCGUACUCCGCCUCCUUCCUGGAGUGGUUUUCAGAGGAGGCUCGGCGAGUGUAUGGCGACAUCGUCCCGUCACCUGUCAAAGACCGAAGGAUCCUCCUCCUCAAACAGCCUGUGGGCGUCGCCUCCAUCAUCACACCGUGGAACUUCCCCAGCGCUAUGAUCACCAGGAAGGUCGGAGCCGCUCUGGCCGCCGGCUGCACGGUGGUGGUCAAGCCGGCCGAGGACACGCCGCUGUCAGCACUCGCUCUGGCUGAGCUGGCGGAGCAGGCCGGGAUCCCUGCAGGGGUGUUGAAUGUGGUUCCCUGUUCCAGAGAGAAGACUCCGUCAGUCGGGCAGGUUCUCUGCACCGACCCACUGGUGGCCAAAAUCUCCUUCACUGGCUCCACGGCCACUGGCAAGAUGCUGCUAAAAAUGGCUGCCGACACUGUGAAGAAGGCAUCCAUGGAGCUGGGCGGCCACGCCCCUUUUGUCGUCUUCGACAGCGCUGAUGUCGACAAGGCGGUGAGCGGAGCCAUGGCCUCCAAGUUCAGGAACUCUGGACAGACGUGUGUGUGCUCGAACCGGUUUUUGGUGCAGAGCGGCAUCCACGAUCGCUUCGUGGAGAAGCUGAGCCGAGCGAUGGAAACCGAGCUGCGCGUGGGUCACGGCUCGGAGGCCGACACCACCCAGGGGCCCCUCAUCAACAGCAGAGCAGCAGACAAGGUGGUCCGACAGAUAUCAGACGCUGUGUCCAAGGGAGCGAAGGUGUUGAGGGGCGGGAAGCGUCUGGACGGGUCCUUCAUGGAGCCCACCCUGCUGGCCGACGUCACCACAGACAUGCUGUGCACGAAGGAGGAAACGUUUGGGCCGCUGGUGCCCGUCAUCCGGUUCAACACGGAGGAGGAGGCUGUGGCUAUCGCGAACGCAACCGAUGUCGGCCUGGCAGGCUACUUCUACUCGCAGGAUGUGAGUCAGAUCUGGCGGGUGGUGGAGGCGAUGGAGGUAGGGAUAGUUGGAGUCAACGAGGGCCUCCUGUCCACCCCGGAGGCCACGUUUGGCGGGGUCAAACAGUCCGGUCUGGGCGUUGAAGGCUCCAAGUACGGCAUCAACGAGUAUCUGGACUUGAAGUACGUGUGCUUUGGAGGGCUCGCACCCUGAAACGGGACGGAGCGGCGCUGCAGGUCCGGUGGAACCACACCCGUUUAAAUGCAGUAAGUCAUUGACUGUCGCUCUCGGGUUCUAACUGAUUUAACCACAACCAACACAAAGUAACCCUGAAAUUAGAGACGAGGCUGAAAACGUACGGUCUGACGCCUUUUAAAUGAGAAUGGAAAUUUACUGUGAUUAAAAAAAAUAUUAAAAAGCACAAAUUCUUUUUUAAGAUUUUUGUAGAAUUGUUUAUUGACCACUUUCAUUUUUAUGAUUAAAAUACUUGUGUAUACGCCGACACGUUAGACCAAACAAGAAAACAUGUUCAGUAAUUUUCAGCUUCACAAUUUGUUUUAUUAAUUUAAUGUGUGUGCCGUCUGCACAGAACCUGACGGCGUGUGUGUCUUCUGUGUGCACUCACACACUCACACACGGCAGCGAUCUGUUACAGCUCAGUGAAGGUUCAGUCAAUGCAGCCUCAUGUUAAAUGUGAAUGCAUGCACCUCAGUUUUUUUUUAGAAUAAAUAACUGUCAACAUUAAACAUUUCUGUAUGAAAAUAAAAGCAUAAAUACUAAGCUUAUUGUAGGAUAGUAGUUCAGUGAAUACCUUGUCAUUGUGUAGCCUGAGUUUUAAACUCUGAUAGAAGUUAAAAGUUGUUUGUUAAAACUUUGCUUUCAGCCUGAUACCUGGAAGUUAAACUGUAUGAGUGCCAUGUAAUUCAUUUUUAUUUCUUGUGUUGUUAAAGAUUAAGUGCUGCAGUGAUGCUCAGGUGACCUCACUGCUGCUUGCGGUCAGAUGAAACUUCCUGCUUUACACUUUGAGCCAGUGAAGAAACAGACUUUCAGUAAUUUUUCAAUAAUCCAGCAGCACAGACUACAGUCUCGCUGAUGAAGCUCAGGUCUGUUCAGUCAGUCAGCUUGAUCUGACUCAUUGGACACCAAAUGUGAUUUUAAAGGUUUUAAAGCUGGCUUGAAAUGAAGGGUCGAGUUCUGCCACCUCCUGAGGUGUACAGCGGAUUGUUUCUACUGUGAAGUGAAAUUAGUCCUAAUUGUAAUAUAACGUCGUAGUCAGUUAAUGUAAAAAAAAAAUAAAAUGAGAUUUUUGCCCAAUGUUGUCUGUAAAAAAGUGAUCAGAAUUGUUCUCACGCUUUGAUGCUCACAGUAUUAAAAAUAUCUUUUUAAAAGUU
This is a messenger RNA of Scatophagus argus, 2720 nucleotides long. RefSeq names its product aldehyde dehydrogenase 5 family, member A1 (succinate-semialdehyde dehydrogenase) (gene aldh5a1). Gene Ontology annotation, biological process: GABA catabolic process. Gene Ontology annotation, molecular function: succinate-semialdehyde dehydrogenase (NAD+) activity. The transcript has 10 exons. Bases 1 to 1542 code for a protein of 513 amino acids. Lineage: Eukaryota; Metazoa; Chordata; Actinopteri; Scatophagidae. The record is from RefSeq and is a predicted model, not a curated record.